This is a messenger RNA of Varanus komodoensis (Komodo dragon), 2947 nucleotides long. RefSeq names its product solute carrier family 12 member 9-like. Gene Ontology annotation, biological process: chloride ion homeostasis; chloride transmembrane transport; cell volume homeostasis. Gene Ontology annotation, cellular component: membrane. Gene Ontology annotation, molecular function: potassium:chloride symporter activity. The transcript is spliced from 12 exons. Lineage: Eukaryota; Metazoa; Chordata; Lepidosauria; Squamata; Varanidae. The record is from RefSeq and is a predicted model, not a curated record. The coding region runs from base 92 to 2533 and encodes 813 amino acids.
CGGGCUUCUGAAAACCCUCCACCGUGCUUUCUCCUUCUUGUUGCUGACAGGUUUUGUGGUGGGCCAGGCCGGGCUGUACCAGUCUCUGGGCAUGUUCCUCGUGGCCUACUUCAUCAUCGGCAUGACAGUCCUGUCCGUGUGCGCGAUUUCCACCAAUGGGGCCCUGGAUGCUGGCGGCGCUUACUAUAUGAUCAGCCGGGCCCUGGGCCCCGAGUUCGGCGGGAGUAUCGGGAUCAUGUUCUUCUUGGCCAAUGUUUGUGCCAGUGCCCUCUAUAUCCUGGGGCUGGUGGAGGCGGUUGUGGAUGACUUUGGAGUCCCGGGAGAGGGCGGCCCCGGCACCGCCAUCCAGGUGCUGCCCCGCGGCUACUGGUUCGACCUCCUGUACGGCACGGCGCUGCUGCUGCUCUGCCUCUUCGUCUGCCUGGUGGGCGCCGGCAUCUACGCCAAGGCCAGCUUCCUCAUCUUCGUCAUCGUCAUGGUGGUGCUGGGCACCGUGUGCCUCAGCUUCUUCGUGGUGCACCCGCAGCAGGUGCAGCUCCCUCCGAGUGGCUUCGGCAACAGCACGGCCCCCGCCAGCGCCAACUUCACCGGCUUCAAGCUCAGCACCCUCCUGGACAACCUCCCGGCUGCCUACACGGUGGACUACACGACCGGACGCCUGAUGAGCUUCAGCACCGUCUUUGCCGUCAUGUUCAACGGCUGCACGGGGAUCAUGGCGGGCUCCAACAUGUCCGGGGACCUGAAGCGGCCCAGUUAUUCCAUCCCCCGGGGCACCAUCACUGCUGUGAUCUUCACCUACAUUGUGUACAACUUGCUGGCUCUGCUCCUGAGUUGCACCUGUGACAGACUCCUCCUCCAGCGGGACUACAGCUUCCUGAGGGACAUCAACCUCUGGCCCCCCUUCGUCAUCAUCGGCGUCUACUUCUCCACUCUCUCGGCCGCCAUGAGCAACCUGAUUGGGGCCUCCCGGAUCCUCUACGCCUUGGCCAAGGAUGACCUUUUCGGCAAAGUUCUGGCCCCAGCAAAGCGGACGUCCCGCGCUGGGAACCCCUGGGCGGCGGUGGUCUUCUCCUGGUUGCUCGUGCAGCUGGUGCUGUUCUCCGGAAAGCUGAACACCAUCGCCGCCGUGGUCACCAUCUUUUUCCUGUUGGUCUAUGCCACCGUGGAUUUGGCCUGCCUGGCCCUCGAAUGGGCGUCUGCCCCCAACUUCAGGCCCACGUUCCAGUAUUUCACGUGGCACACCUGUGUCCUGGGCAUCGCAGGCUGCAUCGUCAUGGUGUUCCUCAUCAGCCCCAUCUACGCCUCCGCCAGCGUGGCCUUCAUGGUCGUUCUUCUCGUGGCGCUGCACUACCUCUCGCCCAGCAGCAGCUGGGGCUACAUCAGCCAGGCCCUCAUCUUCCACCAGGUCCGUAAGUAUCUGCUGAUGUUGGACAUCCGCAAGGAGCACGUCAAGUUUUGGCGGCCCCAAGUGCUGCUGAUGGUGCGAAACCCUCGGACUUCCCUGCAGCUCAUCAGCUUCAUCAAUGAUCUGAAGAAGAGUGGCCUGUAUGUGCUUGGCCAUGUGGAGCUGGACAACCUGGAGUCCCUCCCCGCAGACCCGCUGGCGGACCAGUCCGACUCGUGGCUGCAGCUCGUCGACAGGCUGAACGUCAAGGCCUUCGUCAACCUGACACUUUCGGACUCGGUGAGACACGGCACGCAGCAGCUGCUGUUCAUCUCCGGCCUGGGAGGCAUGCGGCCCAACACCAUCGCGCUGGGCUUCUACGACGACACAGCCUCGCAGGACUGCCUGUCCCAGCACCCGUCCUUCGGCAGCGAGGAGCUGGCCUGGCUGAACUUCCCCCCGGUGUGGGGCGUGGACGGCCACAAGCGCCUCUCCUCCCAGGAGUACGUGGCCAUCAUAGCCGACGCCGUGAAGAUGCUGCGCAACGUGCUGCUGGCGCGCUCCUUCCACGAGCUGACGCACCCGCAGGCGCUGGGCUGGCGGGCCCAGCCCCUCAUCGACGUCUGGCCCAUCAACCUGCUGCGCCCCGACAGCGCCCGCUACGUGGACACCAGCAGCCUCUUCCUGCUGCAGAUGGCCUGCGUGCUCGCCAUGGCCCGGGCCUGGCGCCGGGCGCACCUGCGGCUCUUCCUGUGCGUGGAGCAGGGCGCCCACCCCCGCGGCCAGGAGGACAAGCUGCGCCAGCUGCUGAAGGACCUGCGCAUCCAGGCGGACAUCCACACGGUGCCCUGGGACGGGGUGGUGGCCCUCCACUGGCAGAGCCGCCGGGAAGCCUCCGGGGACACCGAGGCCUUCAACGCCCUGCCCGGCAACGUGGCCUGCAUCUCCGACGAGUACGUGGGCGCCGUCAACCAGCUCAUCCUCCAGCAGAGCAGCGCCCCCACCGUGCGCUUCCUCUACCUGCCCCGGCCGCCCGCCGACACCGGCCUGUAUGCCCGCUACUUGCAGCAGCUGGAGCUGCUCACCCGGGGGCUGGGGCCGACCCUGCUGGUGCACGGCGUCAGCGCCGUCACCAGCACCGAACUGUAGGCCGCGGGCCGGGCGUCUCUGCGCCUCUCGGGGCCCGCGCAGCCACGGGCUUGGUGACGGGCCCAACGCCGGGCUGGCGCGGCGAAUGAAGGAGUGACUGAGGAUCCCCGGAGCUGGCUCUCGGUGCCCCACGUCCCUCUCCCCCACCCCGGGCCUCUCGGAGGGGCCUGUCGCGGGAAGCGUGAGCCAGUCCUGGCCCCCGGCAAGGCCGCUGUGGCCGCGGGUGGGCCACGGUCCCUCGCGUCACCUGCCCCAGGCCGUGGCAGCCGGUGCCGCGGAGCGAGCCCGAAGGGCGCCACCGGGUUUCUCGGCCUGGACCGUUGGGUCAGUGGCCUUGGACGGCCCGUGGCCGUGAUGGGCACUUUCCUCAGGACACUUGUAGAUACGGGAGCGACAUUAAAGAUGGGAUUGUUG